GAUACAUCCACAUUCCGAUACAUCUAUCCCAGAACGGCAAUCUGCCAUCGCUAUUUCAAAGCAAAACAAAUUUUUCAUUCCACGUAUCAGAUCAUUUAUCCAAUUGGAAAAUAAGAUAAAUAAUAUAGGAGAUCCGGACCGACGGUAGCAGGAUGAGUGUUCUUGAACAGCUGGGUGCUCUAGACAUCGGCACAAAUGAGGAGGUGGACGAGACCCUGCAGCGGAUUGCCGACGAAGAGGCAAAAGUUAACGAGAGACUGGAGUCACUGCUGGCCAAGCAAUGCCAGAUUGAGGCCAGAAUGAGUGGCAUUGGGAGAUCCCUCAGCCUGCUGCACACGGUGGACAGCGAUUCCAACAAGCUGAACGACCAGAUUGUAAACACAGCCCAGUUGGCCGAAUCGGUGAGCGCCAAGGUGCGCCGCCUGGAUUUGGCCAGGUGCCGAGCCUCCGAGUGCCAGCAGCGGGUGCACGAUCUGAUCGACCUGCACCUGUGCAGCCAGGGCGUGGUGAAGGCCAUCGGCGAGGAGGACUAUGAGAAGAGCGCCACCCACAUCGCCCGCUUCCUGGCGAUGGAUCAGCAACUGCUGCGGCGUACCGCCGACGACGUCCAGGGCUCCAUAACGUCGGUUAGCGAUGCGGUGAAGACGCUGGAGGAUGCCACCGAGAAGACCCGUGUCCUGAUUGCCAAGCGCUUCGAUGAGGCGGUCAAAGCCGAUGACUUGGCCUCUGUGGAAAGAUUUUUCAAAAUCUUUCCUCUAGUAGGUUGCCAUUGCACCGGGAUCGAAAAGUUCUCGCUCUACAUUUGCCAGAAGCUUGCGAACAAGGCUCAAAAGGAACUUAGGAACGCCCAGGACAUAGCCAAGGCGGAAUCCCGCCUGCAACUGGCUUACGCAGAUCGACUGACUGCUAUUCUGGAAAACUUCGCAAGGGUGGUGGAAGUCAAUCAGCCGAUAAUCGAAGCGUUCUACGGACAAGCUUCAUCGUCGUUGAUUGACAUGGUGGCCAUUCUGCAGCACGAAUGCGAUACGGAGGUAAAGAAUCUUCUUAUGGAGUUCAACAAGAACCGGCAGAUUCAGUACCGCAGCAAGCAAGUAAAUGAAUCCACUCAGCGGUCGGCCGGUGGCGGAAAUCUCGGGAGCAACAGUAUCCAGGCACUGGGUCAUUAUAGGAAACCAUCUGGCGGCUCGGUGGACAAGCUAAACCCCAAGGAAAUCGAUGCCAUUAUAGCCGAAAUAACCGUCAUGCACGCCAGGGUCGAGUUGUACUUCCGAUUUAUGCGAAGACGCUUACAGGUGCAUGUGGAGACGUGCGUGCCGGAAAAAGAGCAGUUGGAUAUAAUGGAACGCUAUGAGAAGAUCAUGAAGAACUCCGAUCUGCGCCGCCAAAUGCAAGAGAUUCUGAGUACCUAUUUGCUCCUGGAAAGAUAUUUCAUGGAGGAAAGCGUUCUUAAGGCCAUCGGCUUGGACACUUACGAGUCUGGGCAGCAGUGUUCAUCCAUGGUGGACGAUGUAUUCUUCAUUCUUCGCAAAUCUAUUCGAAGGGCCUUGACAACCCAGUCGAUAAAUGGAACCUGUGCUGUGAUCAACAAUGUGGCUGCCUGCCUGGAUGGCGAUUUUGUGAGCGCACUUAAGGCGCCCUUGAAGAACGGCUACCCAUCUGGUUACAUCGACUUGGCUCAGGCUUAUAAUGCUAUCCAAACGACGCUGCAGCAGGGCAAACUACAUUCCAGCGAUGCCGAUCGUGGUCGAGCCAACUUCCUGGUGCAGCUGAACAAUGCCGACAUAUCGACGGAGUAUAUUGAGACACUGUGUCAGACGAUGGAACAGGAAAUUGCUGGCACAUUUCCACAAACGACGCCGGUGGAGCGUCAAUUGCUGGACAGCUGCCUCACGGAACUUAAAGCUGUGCGGGAUGCGUUGAAAGCCACUGUUGAUUUUGGAAUGCAGCAGCUGCGCUCCAGUGUUAUAAAGCCACGCCUCAAUCCAUGGAUAAAUCAGUUCUUGAACUACAGUCACAAUUUGAAUGAGGAGGAACUUGCUGCUUACGAAGCGGGCGAGACGUUCGUCCAGUUUUUCAUAGUGCAAUUGGAUGGACUCCUCAACUCUUUUAAGAACUCAUUGAGUCCGCGGAACUAUGAUGCCCUCGUUAGCAUUUUGGCGACCGAAGUGACUAUUCAACUGGAACGGGCUAUUAAAAAAAUCAGCUUUAACAGACUCGGCGGUCUGGUGCUUGAUCAGGAAGUUCGUGCCUUGGGCAGUUACCUGACAGGAGCCACAUCUUGGUCGGUUAGAGAUAAGAUGACACGUAUUUCCCAAAUUGCUACCCUUCUCAAUUUGGACAAGAUUUCGGAGCUUACAGAGUAUUGGAAUCCCGAGAACAAUAAGGAGAUGUCAUCUUGGCAUCUAACACCUAACGAAGUUCGCACAUUUUUAACGUUAAGAAACGACUUUCGUAUAGAAGACAUCAAGCGGCUACAACUUUAGGCAAAAAAUGUUAUUCAUUCGGACGUGUUGUGACUGGCACUGAACCAAUGAUUGAAAUCCAGUCGCAAAAGCAGCUGAGAAAGCGGACCCAAGCAAGAUGCUGAUUUUACAUCGACUAGUAGUUGGAUAAGGCUCGCAAUUUGAACACCAAAACUAUAAAAAACAAAGUUUUGUUACUAUUACCCACAAUAAUUGAUAAAGUAAAUAACGAUUGACUUCAUUUAUCACUCGGUUAACAAAUA
Molecule: messenger RNA, 2725 nt
Organism: Drosophila erecta
Lineage: Eukaryota; Metazoa; Arthropoda; Insecta; Diptera; Drosophilidae
Gene: Cog4
Product: conserved oligomeric Golgi complex subunit 4
Exons: 8
Coding region: 153-2483 (776 amino acids)
Source: RefSeq, a predicted model, not a curated record